This is a messenger RNA of Hydatigera taeniaeformis, 534 nucleotides long. NCBI's taxonomy places the organism in Eukaryota, Metazoa, Platyhelminthes, Cestoda, Cyclophyllidea, Taeniidae. The record is from the annotation of a GenBank genome assembly.
AUGGUGCGCUAUUGGUUGCAUCGGAGUGCCCGGGUGCAGAAGCUGGUUGCGCCUCACGUGCAGAAGCUUUUCCCGUUUCACAAACCAGAGCUAGAAGGUGUCUCUCCAGUUAACGCCUCAUAUAGUGGAAAAGUUGUCAAAGCUCCCUUUGAUCUUGCGAUUGGCAAGGUUGUCCCCUUUGGUCAGAAAAUCUCAGCAUCGAGAAAGGACAUAAUAAAAGUCAAAAUACACAAAUUAUGUCUUAAUAAAUUCCUCCUCAGGUACUUUUACCAGACGCGAACGUACUGGGUGCACAGAGGGGACGCGGACGUCGAUAUCGGGGACAUUGUGUUGGUGGAGCGCUGUGACCCCCCAGUGGCAUUUAAUGCUGUUUACAAGCUCAAAAAAGUAGUCUUCAACGUCGGAAACAUCACCGAUCCCAUGAGUGGCCUAAGAUGCGAGGGUCCCGACUUCCCCGCGGACGUGAUGCAGCAAUGGCUCGACGAGCAUCAACACAAACCCCGGACCUCGCACCGCUACACAUUGCCUGUCUAA